This is a messenger RNA of Phytophthora nicotianae INRA-310, 472 nucleotides long. RefSeq lists its product as hypothetical. The transcript has a single exon. Lineage: Eukaryota; Oomycota; Peronosporomycetes; Peronosporales; Peronosporaceae. Bases 320 to 448 code for a protein of 42 amino acids. The record is from RefSeq and is a predicted model, not a curated record.
GAAUUUCGCCUGAAGUUCCAACAAGUUCGAGAAGCUCUAAUGCUCCUGUCUGCAGUAGCCCAUGUAGACCAAAGCGGUUGGAAAUAUUUGCUAUCGAAGCACUGUGGGGUAAGUCUUGGGAAAGAAGGAGGGGAGAAAUUGGAAGAAGAAAUUCCAGCUCGAUUUCUAGUGCUGAUGAACUUGGCGGAGCGAAAACGAGGAGAAAAUGACGAUGUUGACUCUGACAUCGUGGACUUUUGCUGUAUUCGACAACAAAAAAUUAAAAGUGAAGAUUUUCUUGCUGCUCUAAGGAAAAUCACUACUUUUGGUCGUUCCCUGCAUGGUAAUAAGCUUGGAGAGGAGGUUAAGAUCCCUGUACGAGUGCUGUAUCAAGCUAGACAGCCCUUUUCGGCAAUUGGAGACCGGCCUGUGGAAGAACUUGCCAUGGCUGCACGCGCAGAGAGGGUGAUUAAAGAGCGUUUGGAGCUUUUAG